This is a messenger RNA of Exaiptasia diaphana, 3152 nucleotides long. Its product is annotated as tetratricopeptide repeat protein 24-like. The transcript has 3 exons. Gene Ontology annotation, molecular function: protein binding. The record is from RefSeq and is a predicted model, not a curated record. Bases 307 to 2070 code for a protein of 587 amino acids. NCBI's taxonomy places the organism in Eukaryota, Metazoa, Cnidaria, Anthozoa, Actiniaria, Aiptasiidae.
CUUGACUGUUGCUGUGUUGUUUGAAGUAGGCKGUGCUAAUGGUUCACUGAACUUCGAAUGGGUCAAAAUACUACGUAGCUUGAACUCUCAUUUAAUUCGGAUAGUCKAAUAACUGCUUYUAUUUCUCUUCGUCUCUCAGACAAGAAYUUUGGGUGAUUUCUUCUCCAAAUCAUGAUGAAAACAGAAACGUAGUGAGCUGGAUUAACUUCAUUUCUGCGUUGUUGAACAAUGGACGGCGGUACUUCUCUUCAAUUAACAGUUGUUAUUCUCGAGUAAGUACAUUAUUUUAUUGAUUCAAGAGAAGAUAUGCCUGUCAUGAAUGUCCAUGAACAAGUUGAAAGCCUGACUCAGGAAGGACACAAAGCUUUGUCGGAAGGAAGGUUGGAUGAAGCAUGCCUUUUCUUCGACAAAGCAGCUACCCUCGCCACAAGUUUAGAUGAACGAUUUACCGAAAGGGCCUGCUAUUUUAACUUGGGAGCUUGUUGUGUAGCACAAGGAGAUGCCAAAAAAGGCUUAGAGUAUUUAAAAAAGGCUUUGCCACCAGAUCGCGACUCUGACGGGACUGCCAACUAUGCCGACCUACACUACAACUUAGGACUUGCUUAUGAAGUCCUUGGUCAAUUCAGUUCAUCAGUGGAAUGUUACGAGGUUGCUCUAGCAGAGUAUAAGACUCAAAAUAAUCAUGAAUUGCAAGCAGAGACUCUAAAUAAACUAGCUGUUGCAUGUACAACUACUGGAGAGCUAUCAAAGGCUGCCAAGUAUUACGGCGAUGCGGGAGACGUAUAUAAGAACUUGGACGACAAGACCAAUGAAGUCUUUGCUCUCACGAGCCGAGCAAACUUGCUGGGAGAGAUUAGAGACAUUGAAAACUGUGCGGAAACUUUGCGUGCUGUGAUUGCAAUAUGUGAGGAGCUAACAGACCAAACUCUACAAGGCAAGGUGUACAAUGAUCUUGGGCUGUUAUACAAUCGUCUCAAGUCUUACAAUAAUGCAGCUGAGUGCUUUGAGAUUGCUAUACCUCUCAUAACUGGGUGUGAGCAUGAGAAACAACUUGAGGCAGUGCUGCGUCAGAAUCUUGGUGCAGUGUACAACCAGAUAAAGAAGUAUGAACAAGCACUGGAACAGCAUGAAAUAGCAAUUAGGUUACACGGUGAAUUGGGAAACAGAUCUGCUGAAGGACAGGCAGCAUGUAACAUGGGCUUUGCCUACAGUCAGCUAAGGCAGUUUGAUGAAGCUGUUGAUAAGUUCUCACUUGCUAUACAAGCCUCUAAAGACACAAAUGACCURUGUAGUCACUGGCAGGCUAAUGAAGGCCUUGCAGCGGUGUAUUUCCUUAAGAGAAACCAUAGAAAAGCCGUUGAGCAUUAUAAAGCUGCAUUAAGCUCAUUAUCAUCAUCAGGAGCAUUAACGGCAGAGCACAACGAUCGCAUUGUCAACAAACUUGCUGACGCAAUGAAGUUCCUGUACUUACAAAAUGAUGUCAAGACUGAGCACAAGAAGAAAAGGAGUUUGAAACACAAGAAAACUAGAAAAGAUAGUGAUGGAACUGAUGAAGGUUCAACAAAUGUUGGUAAAACAAGACKAAGGGGUCACUCACACCACAAACUCAUCGCCAGGGGAAUUGAUGGGCAGUUUGAAGAGGACACAGACUCAGAAACUGAAGGUUUGUCACGUGAGGAAAGCACUGACAGUGAUGACUCAAAUAGUGACAAAAGGUAUGUUCGACAGACAUGGCGACAGAAAAAAGCUGAGAGAAAUCUGAAAGUGGGUUCAAAUCCUCAGUUACUAUUAUCCGGACCCUAUCAGAAUCUUAUUAAAAGAAGAAGUAGAGACAGUUCUGAACAUGAUGAUGGAUAUGAAGAACCUGCAGAGGAAAAAGGAGGUGUUUCUAAGAAGGCAUCAAGUGAUUAUUCACAAGGUAUGCCCAGAGCACAUAGAGAAGCUUARRUAGCAUCUAUUGCUGCUGCUACUUCAACACCAAAGAAAUCAGCUCCUUCUGUACAAGAUGUUAGUCAAAACUCAUUUGACAGUAAAUACACAAACCAGUCAAAGAUGUGUGUCAUCCAGUAAUACCUUUGCUGACAAAAAAAGACAAAAUCUAUGAAAUCGUCAGCUUGGGAAACAGAAGGRUCUGCCUGGCAUUACUGUAGUUAGUUUGGCAAAACUAGAUUUUUAUAAUAUAACCUCUUAAAACAGUUAUUUUGCAGUCAUUGCAUUGAUUGCUGAUAUUUUUAUAAGAUGAAGAGCAGGAUAUUUUCUUGAUAAAAACUAUAAUAUGAAAUUAAAUGCAAAAUAUAGAGCCUUUGUCUUUAAUUUUAUUUAGUUAUAUGAAACUACAUUUUAAUGAGAAUCAAAUAACUGGACAAUAAUAUCUACUGUGUAAUAUCACAGAUUAAGCCAUGCACUACACAAGGAGUAGUGGAUGUGUUGAUGCCCCAGAAGUUUGAAUGGAGAAAUAGGGGUGACUGCAAUACAUCAAGGCCACGGCAUUGGCAGUUUUGCACUAAAUUUGCUCUACCUUGCAUGGCCUCAAGCAUGUACUGCUUGGGAAUUUUAGUGCAGGCCAUAUAAGUACUGAAAAUAAAGGUAUAAUUUUGGAAUGUCAGUUUAUUUUUCUUGGUGGCAUGGUGGCUUUUCAGUUCAUGCCCUUGGAAGCCUACUUGUCCUCCUACCCUCCCAAGUUAAUUUGUAGAAAAACAAACACACGGUUUCUUAAAAAACAAUUUUUAUUGGAUCAAACUAAUAUUGGUUAAAAUCAUUUAUGAGUUCACGUUGCAAUUUGCUAUCUGAUAWAAAGUUUACUGUAUUUUUCCUACAAGUAUAGAUAAAGCUAUUUAAGUGUACAAGAAAAUAAUAUURAUCUCUUUCAUGCAACAUUUUCUUAUCAAUGAAAUGGAUUUGAUGGCUUCAUUCAAUUCAAUAGCCUUCAAAGUUGCCUGCCGCAUCCUGUGACUUAUCUUUCAGGGAGAUGCAUGGUACUGUGAAUAAAGCUUUUGAGCCAUAAAAGAGAUGAUAAUGUUGUAAGUAACAGAAAAUUUCCAUACAUUUUUGUAGUAUAUUUGAAUGAAUUUAUUUUAUUGUUUACACCCAACUUUUUGGGCCAUACACUUUUGAAGUUAGGUUGGCCUUGAUAAGAGUCUCAUUUCCAUUCA